AUAUCCACAAGAGAAAGAGGAAAGAAAAAACUGAAGGAGCGACCUCGUUCGUUGAAGAAGAAUCCUGUAAACAGGCUGCUCAAAUUUUUAGUGAGAGAAGUCGAGAUUUCAGAAGCUUUAGCAAUCCAUCAGUUAUCUUUUUCGCUUCUUAGCAGAUUGCACUUGUAGAGGAAAUCAGUCUUGUUCUUCGUUUACCCUAAGAGUUGGCAAUGGGGUUAUUAUCAGAAUCCGAACGUGAUGCAAGCCACAAGAAGCCGUAUGGUAUCAGAUUUUUCGAGUGGAUGAGGAAACGACCCCUUUCAUUCAAGGCCCAUCAAGCCAUUGUUCUGCUUGUGACAUUCUUGGCGUAUGCCAACUACCAUGCCUCUCGAAAAACUACAAGCAUUAUUAAGAGUGCUCUGGAUCCCUUAUCUCCUGAUGUAGGCUUGAAGUUCAACCUAUGGAAAACGAGCGGUUCGAGUACACCGGUUGAGAGUAGCCACCGUGCGUCGCUCGCUCGUGGUGGUUGGGCUCCAUUUGAUGCUGCAGAAGGGACAUCUUUACUAGGUGAGCUUGACUUGGCUUUCCUAGGAGUAUAUGCUGGGGGAAUGUACUUCUCUGGCCAUUUGGGCGAUAGGAUGGAUUUGAGGAUAUUUUUAACUUUGGGAAUGUUGGGAACUGGCCUGUUUACUACGCUGUUUGGAUUAGGAUAUUGGGCAAACAUCCAUGUCUUUUCUUACUAUUUGAUAGUUCAAAUGCUUGCUGGUCUGUUUCAAUCCACUGGCUGGCCUUCCGUUGUCGCGGUGGUCGGUAACUGGUUCGGAAAGAGUAAGAGGGGACUAAUUAUGGGUAUAUGGAAUGCCCAUACAUCUGUUGGCAACAUUUCUGGCUCCUUGGUUGCAUCUGCCUUGUUGAGCUAUGGUUGGGGUUGGUCAAUGGUUGCCCCCGGUCUGAUCAUUGCGUUCUCGGGUUUGGUCGUUUUUCUGUUUCUUCCUGUGCAUCCUGAAUCUGUUGGAAUUGAUAAAGAAGGAGAUGAUUUGGGCUCUCCCAAGAAAAGUGGGGAGGGAAUUACAGAACCUCUACUGAAAUCGGCGUCGGAGACGGAGAAGGCCAUCGGUUUUCUGGAAGCGUGGAGAAUUCCCGGUGUUGCACCUUUUGCAUUUUGCCUGUUCUUUGCCAAAUUGGUGGCUUAUACAUUCCUCUACUGGCUCCCUUUCUACAUUAGCCACACAGUGAUUGACGGGGAAUAUUUGUCGAGUACGACAGCAGGAAACCUUUCGACAUUGUUCGAUAUCGGAGGGGUUGUAGGAGGAAUUUUAGCUGGUCAUAUUUCUGAUCGCUUAGGUGCUAGAGCCAUAACAGCUGCAAGUUUCAUGUACUGUGCCAUUCCUGCUCUCUACUGCUACCGAAGCUACGGUCACAUCUCCAUAGCUAUGAAUAGUGGUCUCAUGUUCAUCACUGGCAUGUUUGUCAAUGGGCCAUAUGCUCUCAUAACAACAGCCGUCUCUGCUGAUUUAGGAACGCACAGUUCAUUGAAUGGGAAUUCUCGGGCACUUGCAACUGUGACUGCGAUUAUUGAUGGGACUGGCUCGGUUGGCGCUGCGAUCGGACCCUUGCUAACGGGAUAUUUAUCAGCUAAAAGCUGGAGUUCAGUGUUCGUAAUGCUGAUGGUUUCAGCGCUAAUAGCGGGGCUGUUUUUGACAAGGCUCGUUAUAGCUGAGGUGACUUCAAAGAUCGAGGAGUCAAACUCGAGAGGAAGGAUUCCAUCCAGGAACCCGGUACUCGAAGUGUGAGAUUAUACAAUAAGGAAAACGCAUCAACAAUGUUAGGUCCCAUUGUAUUUAGCCCGUGCUUGGUUCAUAAAACGGUUUUGAACAUUGGCAUCAGAACCGUGGUCGUUAAGGAUUUUCCCUUCUUUUUUCGAGGGUGCUCGGGGGCGAAGAAGAUCUCCUCCAAAGUGUGAUUCAUCCAAGGAGAUGAUUUUGUUGCAACUUCUCCAUGAACGAUUGCAUUUGUGGUAGAAAGUUGAGCUUUGAAAACAACAGGAAAUUUAAGGAUGUAAAAAUGUAUGGUAGUAGAUACUACUCAUGGUCUGAA
Cucurbita pepo subsp. pepo (vegetable marrow) is the source of this 2076-nucleotide messenger RNA. RefSeq names its product putative glycerol-3-phosphate transporter 1. Gene Ontology annotation, cellular component: membrane. Gene Ontology annotation, molecular function: transmembrane transporter activity. Gene Ontology annotation, biological process: phosphate ion homeostasis; transmembrane transport. Lineage: Eukaryota; Viridiplantae; Streptophyta; Magnoliopsida; Cucurbitales; Cucurbitaceae. The record is from RefSeq and is a predicted model, not a curated record.